Molecule: messenger RNA, 1176 nt
Organism: Aphidius gifuensis
Lineage: Eukaryota; Metazoa; Arthropoda; Insecta; Hymenoptera; Braconidae
Product: F-box/LRR-repeat protein 7-like
Exons: 5
Coding region: 1-1176 (391 amino acids)
Biological process (GO): SCF-dependent proteasomal ubiquitin-dependent protein catabolic process
Cellular component (GO): SCF ubiquitin ligase complex
Molecular function (GO): protein binding
Source: RefSeq, a predicted model, not a curated record
AUGCGUCAUGUUGAGGAAGAACGACAAUAUUUAUAUGAUGUUGAUCAGAAGAUAGAUUUUAUCAACUCUUUGGAUCAUUAUUCACUAGAACGAAUAUUCAUGCUGCUGCCAAUAUAUGACAGAAUAAAUAUGAAAAAAGUUUGUACCAGAUGGAAAGAAGUCUGUAAACUAGCUUGGUAUGACAUUCAAAAAUACAAAUGUAGCCAUACAAUUGGUCGUGCAUAUAAUGACCAGUUGCUAACACAAUCAUAUGUUGAGAACUUGAUGUCAAUUUUUGGUAUUCAUUUACGAGAAUUAAUUCUUUCAAAAAUUUGCACUUCAAGUAUCAUGCCAAUCAUUGGUGAACACUGCAAAAAUUUAACAAGUCUUGAAUUUGUAUUCAACAACAAUGAUGAAGAUCAUGAUAUUUAUGAUAGUGCAAAUGAUACUGAUGAAUCUUAUUAUGAUGAUGAUGAUGAUAUUAAUGAUGAUGAACCAGUUCCUCAUUUAACUGUUUUUGAUGAUUUAUCAAAAUUAGAACAUCUCGAAUUUUUAAAUGUGUCAGGUAUACAUAAAUUCACUGAUAGUAGUAUUAUUGCUGUUGCUAAUAAAUGUAAAAGUCUCAAGAAUUUAAACAUAUCUCGUUGCAAAUAUAUUACUGAAGCAGGUCUAAAUGCCAUAACCAGCUUGGAAUUAUUACAAAAUUUAAAUGUCAGCAAUAUUAAGAGUGUUAAAAACAGUUUUAUCAUCAAAUUAAAAAGUUUAACAUCUUUCGAAGCUAACAAGUGCAAAAAAAUCACUGAUUCUGGUAUUAUUCAAUUCAUAAAAAAUUGUCCAAAUCUUGAACAUCUUCAUCUCUUCCGCACUAAUAUGACAAUUAAUACAAUUAUCGGUGCUGACCGGGAAACCAAAUAUCAAAAUAUGGUUGGAUGGACCAAAAAAAUUAUAUCAGAGGAUAGACAUUUAUCAUCGACUGAUAUAAUUAAUAUGUAUCAAACAAUACAAUUUGAUGAGAUAGGAAAUAUAAUUUGGCACAAUGAACCAAAUAUGUACAAUCUUGAAAUUGAAAUUAAACACUGUAAUAAAGCAAAUAUACUUGGUAUUUGGAAUAACUAUUCACUUGCUGAAAAAAAAGCACAGCCUAUUGGCUCUGGUUUUUGGGAAAUACACUACUUCCAAAUACCGACCAAGAAAUAG